UCGCGCGAGCCAAAGAGGGGCGUCUUGGUCCUGUAAAGUUCACCCAGUAGGGAAUUGCAGACACAGAUCCAGUCAUGUCGAAGACAAAGGAUAUGGGUUCUUCCGUCAUCCACACGCAGCAGAUGCACGCUGCGAUGGCGGACACCUUCAUUGAGCACAUGUGCCUUCUGGACAUCGACUCUGAGCCUGCUGUGUCUCGCAACACUGGCAUCAUCUGCACAAUCGGACCUGCCUCCCGCUCUGUGGACAUGUCCAAGGACAUGAUCAAGGCUGGGAUGAACAUUGCAAGAAUGAACUUCUCUCAUGGCACACAUGAGUACCAUGCUGAGACCAUCAAGAAUGUCCGUGAGGCAACCGAGAGCUUUGUUCCUGGAUCUGCUGACUACAGACCAGUGGCCAUCGCUCUGGACACCAAGGGACCAGAAAUCAGGACCGGCCUCAUCAAGGGCAGCGGCACUGAGGAGGUUGAGCUCAAGAAGGGAGAAAUGAUCAAGCUCACCCUGGACAACCAGUUCAUGGAGAAUUGUGACGAGAAAACUCUGUGGAUCGACUACAAGAACAUCACCAAAGUUGUGCAGGCUGGAUUCCACAUCUACAUUGAUGAUGGUCUUAUUUCCCUCAUGGUUAAGGAAGUUGGUGCCGACUUCCUGAUGUGCGUCAUUGAGAAUGGCGGUACUCUUGGAAGCAAGAAGGGCAUCAACCUGCCUGGAGCUGCCGUCGACCUGCCUGCUCUGUCUGAGAAGGACCUUCAGGACCUGCAGUUCGGUGUGGAGCAGGGUGUGGACAUGGUGUUCGCCUCUUUCAUCCGCAAGGCUGCUGAUGUUCAAGCCGUCAGGAAAGCUCUUGGUGAGAAGGGCAAGGACAUCAAGAUCAUCAGCAAGCUGGAGAACCACGAGGGUGUGCGCAGAUUCGAUGAGAUCCUGGAGGCUAGCGAUGGCAUCAUGGUUGCCCGCGGUGACCUGGGCAUUGAAAUCCCAACAGAGAAAGUCUUCCUUGCCCAGAAGAUGAUGACUGGCAGGUGCAUGAGAGUCGGAAAGCCCAUCACCUGUGCCACACAGAUGCUGGAGAGCAUGACCAAGAAACCCCGCCCCACUCGCGCUGAGGCCAGCGAUGUCGCCAACGCUGUCCUGGACGGCAACGACUGCAUCAUGCUGAGCGGUGAGACCGCCAAGGGAGAAUAUCCCCUGGAUGCCGUCCGCAUGCAGCACAAGAUUGCCCGUGAAGCCGAGGCAGCCAUGUUCCACAGGCAGAUGUUUGAGGAGCUGCGUCGCACCACUCAUCUGACCCGUGACCCCACAGAGACCGUCGCCAUCGGUGCCGUCGAGGCCUCCUUCAAGUGCUGCGCCAGCGCCAUCAUCGUGCUCACCAAGUCUGGCAGGUCCGCUCAAAUGCUGUCGAGGUACAGGCCCCGGGCCCCCAUCCUGGCCGUGACCCGCUGUGGCACAACCGCCCGCCAGGCCCACCUGUACCGCGGUAUCUACCCCCUGCUCUACACCAAGCCCGCCAACGACGUCUGGGCCGAGGAUGUUGACCUGCGUGUGAACUUUGCCCUGGAAGUUGGCAAGCACCAGAAGUUCUUCAAGGCCGGUGAUGUCGCCAUUGUUGUGACUGGCUGGCGCCCAGGUACCGGUUACACCAACACCAUGAGAAUCGUGCUGGUGCCUUGAUACUUCAUCAACGGACAUUAGUAACCGCUCCCCAUCCCCUCUUCUGUAACCUGCCUCCCCCCUGUGUCGGACUUUUCGUUUCUGUUGGUCUUCAUCACUAACAGAAAUGCAAAACAAGGCCGCUCCAAAAAAAAGGACUGUGUCGAUUACAGACAUUAACUCCCAGAUUCCAGUCAUCCUUUUGUGUAAUUUAUUGUCCAAAUCCUGCUGCCGGAGACCCAACUCGAAACCGUUAUAAUGGAAACUCUUCUGUCAAGCGUGUGCCUGCAUGUUGUGGAGUGGAAAUAAGCGUUCCUCUGCAUGCACUGUAAAGUAGGCUAAACUUUUAGUAAUUUCCUUGGUUUUUCAUUCUUUAAUUAUCCAAGGUUAUGUACUGCUAUUGUCUUCUCCAGUGUAUCAUGUUUGUUGGUAACAAGUGCCAUUGUGAUCAGGCAUAACCAGGUUCCUUUCCAUUAAAAUGAAUUCUUGGGUCAA
Molecule: messenger RNA, 2141 nt
Organism: Trematomus bernacchii (emerald rockcod)
Lineage: Eukaryota; Metazoa; Chordata; Actinopteri; Perciformes; Nototheniidae
Gene: pkmb
Product: pyruvate kinase M1/2b
Exons: 11
Coding region: 75-1667 (530 amino acids)
Biological process (GO): glycolytic process
Cellular component (GO): cytoplasm
Molecular function (GO): pyruvate kinase activity; potassium ion binding; magnesium ion binding
Source: RefSeq, a predicted model, not a curated record